AAACACUGCAGUCUGCACAAACAUAACUUCUUCUCUCUCUUCUGAAUUUUUAAUAUUUUUCCUCAUUUUAAGAGAGCUCUCUACUCAAAUUUAAUUUAACUUUUCUUUGUUUAAUAGAAGAAGCCUUUAAUAUAAGACAUAAAAGGGACCUGAGUUUCCAGGCUUUUCAGUACUCCUUCACCUUGUCCUUCACCAACAAAUAAAGCAUUCAGCAUUUUCUCACAUUUUUGCACCACCUCACCUCUUAAUCUUAUUAUCCAAACCCAGAAAACAAAACAAAAGCCGCCUCCUAAUUCUUAUUAUCUAUUCUCUAAUUCUUGAUCAUUCUUGCCGUGUUCUGAAAGACCCUUUUUAUCAUCAAGAUUUUCUGUUAUAGCAGAAACAUCAAGGGUAGUGCCUUGCAACAAUAUUUCCCGGAGAAGAUGGACCAGGAGAGACUCUUUCUUUCUUGAAUCUCCCAUUUGUUUGCUUCCAUUCUUUAUAGUUUCUUGCAGCCCUUUUUUUCCCCUUCAUUCUCAUUGCUGCUGCAUUGGCUUUCAUUACUUUAAUUUUGCUUCAUGGCAACCAAGAUCAAAGGGAUCUAUAAGGGCAGCUUCAAGUUCAUCUCCCAAAUUUUCGUGGUGAAGGAAAGAGAGAUGGAAAUUGGGUACCCAACAGAUGUCAAGCAUGUGGCACAUAUUGGGUGGGAUGGCCCUUCUGGUAGUGCACCCAGUUGGAUGAAUGAUUUCAAGACACCUCCUGAUUUCUCAUCAACAACACUUGCAAAUACAAGAGAUUCCGAUUCAAUUGCUAACUUCUCCCCAUGGUCCUCUCAAGAUUUCGAUCAGUCUAUUGGAAGUCAACCAAUGUCCACGAAAUCGUUCAGCAACAUUGUACCAUCAUCAGAUCCUCCAAGUAGCAUUCCAAAGAAAUCUAAAAGGAAAAAGAAGUCAAGUUCCUCCCCGACAUUCUUAUCAUCAUCCUCUUCAAGAUCUUCUCUAGCAGCAAUGAAGUCUAAAGCUACAUACCGUGAACUGGAGUCCACAUCAAACUUACAAGUCUAGAAAAUGGUGUAAAAGAAUAUGAACAUUGGUCAGAAAAAGACCACAAAUGUGCCCAGUAAGACGUUCCCCGUUAUGUACUCAGGAUUCCAUGGGAACAACAAGCAUCAGGAGCCUAGCUAGAUAUGUAGGAAAUUUGAGCAAAACUUUUGUAAAUUAAUUAUAUGGAUGGAUCGUGGAAGAUAAAGAAACCAAGUGUACGUGGGAAAAUGUCUGAAGCAAAUUCAUUGAUUGUUCAAUCGGCCACAUUGGCAUAGUGAGACGCAAUUUUCUUUUUAGUUCUAAUUUUAAUUUCCAUAUUUGUAACAGAGGCAAUGAAAUGUGGAUUAUUCUUAAUUUGGUAAUCGAAUUCUUUUGCUAAUUCAAUCU
Molecule: messenger RNA, 1409 nt
Organism: Ricinus communis (castor bean)
Lineage: Eukaryota; Viridiplantae; Streptophyta; Magnoliopsida; Malpighiales; Euphorbiaceae
Product: CRIB domain-containing protein RIC10
Exons: 5
Coding region: 558-1043 (161 amino acids)
Source: RefSeq, a predicted model, not a curated record